Molecule: messenger RNA, 816 nt
Organism: Lodderomyces jiufengensis
Lineage: Eukaryota; Fungi; Ascomycota; Pichiomycetes; Serinales; Debaryomycetaceae
Exons: 1
Coding region: 1-816 (271 amino acids)
Source: RefSeq, a predicted model, not a curated record
AUGUUGACUUCAAUUGUUUUGUAUAGUAUAAUAAUGCUUUCAAAUUUACAUUUAACUUCAGGUAAUGAACUAGAGUCAUUAACAUUACAAAAAACCACAAAUUUAGAAAAAUCAACAAUUGAUAACCCAGAAGAUAUGAUAAUUAAAUUCUUACAAAAUGAUUCUUAUCAAAAUGAAGUACUUGGUUCAAACAAUACAAAUACAAUAACUCAAAUAAUAAAUCAAGCAAAUGAUUCAACAACAGAUGAAAUCAUUGCAUUAAUUAAAAAAAAGAAAAAAUUAAUUCCCAAAUGGCAAUUAAGUGCUGGUGUUUAUCUCGAACAUAAAGUAAAUAAAAAAUUAUUGAAAAAGGCAAUGAAAGAUUUUAAAUUAAUGUCUAUAUUAAAUGGUACUGAUUUUGAUACUAAUAAUAACAAGAAUGAUAUUAGAAUUGAAAGUGCUGAAGUUCAAAAUGAUGGUGGAGUUAGUGACAUUAAAAUUAAUGAUAUUGAAUCAAUUACUAAAGAUGAUGAAAGUGAUGUUAUUAAUUCCAAUGUAAUACAUCAUAUCCCAAGUUCUUCUAUUGUUUCAAGAGCAAGUCCAAAUACCAGAAACUUAUUUGCUGAAAAUAUAACUGAAUAUGUUAGACUUUACGAUGGAGAUAAUGAUGAUAGUAAUAAUAAUGUUACAAUUAAAUAUAAUAAAAAGGAAAAUGGUAAAUAUGAUCUUUCGAAUUAUGAUGCUUCAGUUGAUACAUCUGAGAAUAAUUGUUUAUCAAUUAAUCUAACUUCAAAACAAUUUUGGACAGUAUUAUUAGCAAUUUUUUGCUUUCUUUGA